GUCAUCCUCAGUUUGCAAUGGAGCCACGGAAUGUGCGACUGGGAUUGUGUUCAGACGGAUUUGCUGCUUUUGGAAAGUUUGGGAAGAAAUUUUCAUGUUGGCCAGUCAUGUUAACUCCUUAUAAUCUUCCUCCCGACAUGUGCAUGAAAAGUCAUUUCAUCUUUUUAACUUUAAUUUGUCCAGGUCCCUCGGAUCCUAAAAAAAGGAUAGACAUCUAUCUCCAACCCCUGAUCGAGGAGAUGAAAGAACUUUGGGCCAUUGGGACACCAACUUAUGAUGUUUCGAGAGAUCAGAUGUUUAUCAUGAAAGCUGCCAUCAUUUGGACCAUUAGCGACUUCCCUGCUUAUGGUAUGCUUUCAGGAUGGAGCACACACGGUCUUAUGGGAUGUCCGAUAUGUAUGGAUCAAUCAGAGGCCAAUUGGCUCAAAUUUAGCGGGAAACCAAGUUACUUUGAUUGUCACCGCAAAUUUCUGCCUAUGAACCAUCGAUAUCGAAAGGACAAGAAGUCUUUUAUUGCCGGAAGAGUGGUACGAGAUCCCCCUCCUCCGAGACUUACAGGUGAACAAGUUUUUAACCGGGUUCGACGUUUUCCUACGGCCGUGCAGCAACCUCACGGGGAGCCAAAUGGGUAUUGUGAUACCCAUAAGUGGACAAAGAGAAGUAUAUUUUGGGAGUUGCCGUAUUGGAAGGACCUUCUCAUUCGUAACAAUUUAGAUGUCAUGCACGUUGAGAAGAACGUCUUUGACAAUAUAUUUAACACGGUUAUGGAUUUUACCCACAAAACCAAAGAUGGUCUUGCAUCUAGAAAAGACAUGACAAUUUGGUGCGACAGACCCGAACUCGCCGUCGAUCUAGAAUACGUGGGUAAAAAAAUUCCAAGAGCAGUCUACCAACUCACAGCCCCACAAAGGGAAUCAAUAUUAGAGUGGCUUGUUUCUCUGAACUUUCCAGAUGGCUAUUGUUCUAACUUGUCAAGAUGCGUGGACCUGGACAAAGAAACAAUGACGUCGAGCAUGAAAACUCAUGAUGCUCAUGUAAUCAUGCAACGACUUCUGCCGAUUGCACUGAAAGAGAUGCUUCCUGCAGACGUCUGGGGCUGUAUUACCGAAAUCAGUCAAUUGUUUCAGUCGAUAUGUUCCGCCGUUUUGGAUGCCGAAUCCCUGAGGAGACUAGAAGACACUGUUCCUAUUCUGAUGUGUAAUCUGGAAAAGAUACUGCCCCCAUCAUUUUUUGAUGUAAUGGAACAUCUUCUAAUACAUCUUCCGUAUGAGGCUUUGAAUGGAGGGCCCGUCUUCUAUCGUUGGAUGUACAGAUUUGAAAGAUUUCUGGGAGAUUUGAAAAAGAAAGCGACCAAUAAGGCACACAUUGAGGCUUCAAUUUGUCAAGCAUAUAUUCAACAAGAAACCUCAACGUUUUCAUCUUUUUAUUUUGAGCGUGAAGUAAUCAGUAAAAGAAAGAGAUCUGCUCGGAACGAUGACAUUGGCGAGGAUUCAUAUGAUAAAGUAGUUUCUAUUUUCAGCUACCCAGGUAGAGGUAAAGGAGCUGCGACUUACCGUUACAUCGUGGGCGGAGAAAUGAAAAUUGCACAUACUUACAUCCUCAUGAAUUGUCCAGAAAUCUUACCAUUUUAUAAUGAAUUUAGAGCGUCUUUAUCAGCAUUUCCUGAUGAUGCAAUUGAUGCAAUGGUGGACUCUGACUUUGCAUUAUGGUACCAACAGCAGAUCAGGUACCGUGGGAUUAACGACCCUCUGUUAGUAUCCUUAUCGUGGGGCCAUUCUUCCUAUGCAAAGGUUUGGCAUUCAUAUGUGAUAAACGGUUAUACGUAUCACACAGUUGAAUAUGGAGAAGGUCGACCAACAAUGAACAGCGGGUUAUGUGUUGCAACAACUGGUUUGCAAGAAUUUCAAAUGCUUUCUGGUUUGCAAGAAUUAACAUGCGUGUUGUUUCGCUGCACAUGGGUCGACCGUACACGUGGUGUGAGAAAAAAUUCAAAAUAUAAUAUAAUUGACGUCAACCACUCUCGUGUGUAUCAGAAAAAUGAGUCAUUUAUACUCGCUCAACAAGCAGCCCAGGUUUAUAAUGCAGAGUAUCCUUCAACGAGGCGCACACGGAAUCCUUGGGUGUGUGCCAUUAAUAUCCGUCCGAGCAAAAUUGUAACACAGGCUCAACAAAGGGAUAUUGACUUUGAUGCUUUUCAGCAAGAUUUUUUCCACCCUCCGCCUAUUGCUGAUACGGUCAACCAUAACAUUCAGUUAAGUGACCCAAAUGGCGGAGAUGUUGAAGUUAUGCCUGAAACACACCUUCCGCCCCCUAUACCUCAAAAUGAGCGCGAAAUUGAAGAAUUAUAUAUACAACAACUGCACGAUGACCAGGAGGAAGAAGAAUGGAUAUCUGGUGAUGAAGAUACAGAAGAAGAAGUUGCCUAUCAAGAAAAUACUGAUUCUGAUAGCGAUUAAAUGUAUACUUAACAACCAAUGUAAUUACUUUUAAUUGAACUAUUAUAAUUUGAAUUUUUAACUUUCUUUCGUCAUUAUUAUAUUAUUCCAAGAUAUAAUAGUUAGGUAUGUAAUUCGCAACUAUCAUUUCUAAACAAAAUAAUUAUUCCA
Molecule: messenger RNA, 2606 nt
Organism: Cuscuta europaea
Lineage: Eukaryota; Viridiplantae; Streptophyta; Magnoliopsida; Solanales; Convolvulaceae
Source: the annotation of a GenBank genome assembly